Messenger RNA from Morone saxatilis (striped sea-bass), 1487 nucleotides. It is a transcript of the gene vps26a, whose product is annotated as VPS26, retromer complex component A. Gene Ontology annotation, cellular component: retromer complex; endosome. Lineage: Eukaryota; Metazoa; Chordata; Actinopteri; Moronidae. Gene Ontology annotation, biological process: retrograde transport, endosome to Golgi; intracellular protein transport. The record is from RefSeq and is a predicted model, not a curated record.
AGUUUCCUAGGCGGUUUGUUUGGGCCGGUCUGUGAGAUAGAUGUACUGCUGAACGAUGCAGAGAACAGAAAGACGGCCGAGUUGAAGACGGAAGAUGGGAAAGUGGAGAAACACUACCUGUUCUACGACGGGGAGUCUGUGUCUGGGAAGGUGAAUCUAAAUGUGAAGCAGGGAGGAAAGCGACUGGAGCAUCAAGGCAUCCGCAUCGAGUUUGUUGGACAGAUAGAGCUCUUCUCUGACAAGAGCAACACCCAUGAGUUUGUGGACUUGGUGAAAGAGUUGGCUCUGCCUGGAGAACUCACCCAGAACAGGAGCUACGACUUUGAGUUCAUGCAGGUGGAGAAGCCCUAUGAGUCCUAUACUGGAGCGAAUGUCAGGCUAAGGUAUUUCCUCAGGGUGACAAUAGUUCGUCGUCUGUCUGACUUGGUGAAGGAAUACGAGCUGAUUGUCCACCAGUUAGCCACCUACCCAGAUGUCAACAACUCAAUCAAGAUGGAGGUCGGCAUAGAAGACUGUCUGCACAUUGAGUUUGAGUACAAUAAAUCCAAAUACCACCUUAAGGAUGUGAUUGUUGGGAAGAUCUACUUCCUGCUGGUCAGGAUCAAGAUCCAACACAUGGAGCUACAGCUCAUCAAGAAGGAGAUAACGGGCAUAGGUCCCAGCACUACCACAGAGACAGAGACGGUUGCAAAGUAUGAGAUCAUGGAUGGAGCUCCAGUUAAAGGAGAAUCAAUCCCCAUCAGACUGUUCCUGGCAGGAUAUGACUUGACACCAACCAUGAGGGAUGUCAACAAGAAGUUCUCUGUACGCUACUUCCUCAAUCUGGUCCUGGUCGAUGAAGAGGACAGAAGAUACUUUAAACAACAGGAGAUUGUUUUGUGGAGAAAAGCUCCAGAGAAGCUGAGGAAAAGAAACUUCCAUCAGCGCUACGAGUCGCCCGAGCCCCGAACCCAGCCAGUUAAUGCAGAGCAGCCAGAGAUGUAACGUUCGCUGCUAUGAACUGAAAAUACACACACACACCCCAACUCUUCACUGCUGAACAGCCAGAGGUGUGAGCGCUGCCCCACUAUCUCCUGAGACUGAGAAAUGUCUGUAUACAUAAAUACACACAACAUACCUUUAGACACCCCACCCUUCGGCCCACCUUCACAGCUUCAGAUGUGAGCUGUCUCACCACCAUCACACAACCUCCCCCAGGACUGAAACACGCUCGCAUACAGACACACAAGCAUACAAUCCAAGAAGGCUGAAUGCUAAAUGUCAAGUCAAACCAACACACACACAUGCACACACAAGUGAAGCCAUACAGUCUCGGUUUGCUUAAUGCAUUAUAAAACAGGAGCAAAGACGGAAAAGAGGAGUUGGCUACAGACGACCGCCACACCAUUUAUCCCUUUCUUCUUCUGCAACAGGAGCUUCUUUUGUUUGCAUAUUUGGGCCGCGCUGAUCCUGGACUGUCCGUGGCAUCCCCCCCCCCCCCCCCCCCC